UUUCACGGUGCAGAUAGAACUCGCUCGUGUAAAAAGUCCGCGUACACGAAAUUUAUAAAAAAAACCCGCUCUUUCUUUAUUCGUUUAAUUUUUAGUUCUCGUGUCUGCGUUUAAAGUAUAUAACAUCAGUAAACACAUCCAAUUUACCACACCUAAAUAACUGUCACAGCAUAAUGAGCACCCAUUUAGUACAAUACGUAGUGGUUCGAAAGGAUCUGGCGAAGAUACUGAAAUGGCCAACGGGAGCACUGAUUGCACAGGGAUGUCACGCGUGUACAGCUGUAAUACACACAUUCUACCAGGAUCCGAACACUCAGCAAUAUCUGCAAGAUCUGGACAGGAUGCAUAAAGUAGUUUUAGAGGCCCCAGAUGAAGACAGUUUGAGAAAGUUGUCAGAGAGACUCACCUUGGACAGUAUAGAUCACAAAUUGUGGAUGGAACAGCCAGAAAAUAUCCCCACAUGUGUUGCUGCUAAACCAUACAAGAAGGAAGAUGUUCAGCAAUAUUUUAAAGAGUUCAAAUUAUUUAGAUAGUUCAUAGUUGUUUAUUGUGUUUAUUAUAUUAAUUUAUUUAAAAUGUAUCUUGAUUAAAAGAUUCAAAUGCA
Messenger RNA from Mya arenaria, 604 nucleotides. Its product is annotated as putative peptidyl-tRNA hydrolase PTRHD1. Gene Ontology annotation, molecular function: peptidyl-tRNA hydrolase activity. The coding region runs from base 174 to 533 and encodes 119 amino acids. NCBI's taxonomy places the organism in Eukaryota, Metazoa, Mollusca, Bivalvia, Myida, Myidae. The record is from RefSeq and is a predicted model, not a curated record. The transcript has 2 exons.